AUGGCGAAAACGAAGCUGCCGACGAUGAAGCGGAAGCUGAGGUGGGUUGCCGUGCUGCUGAUUCUCUUCAUUGCGGUCACGACUGUUCUGUCCCUCAGCUUUGUCCCCGCUGCCGAUGAUGGUGCACCGGCACCCAACAACCUCCGCCACCCGCGAGCCUCCGCAGUGGACGACGCAGCGCUUGCUUACAUCCCACGCCGUGUUGUGGAUACGUGGAGCCGGCGGGAGUAUCUGGUUGUGCUGGGCAUCAUCUCCACCGACGACGAGGCGAGGCGAACACGACGCAACCUGCAGCGGACGACGUGCUGGCGGUUCCCCGGAGUGGCGACGAGGGCGAACGACUUCACCGGUGCGAUGCUUGCGCUGUACGUCCUUGGGCGACACCCGUCGCACGGCUACGACUACUCUGCCGCGCUGCUGGAAGAGGCGUCGCAGUGGCACGACGUGGUUGCGCUGCCAAUGAACGAGGGCCGCGUGACUACUAACAAAACAGUUGGUCAAUACGGCUCGAGGAGCGAUGAGGAGGAGAUUGGUAUGAGCCGCAAGACGUACAUGUGGUUUGACCUUGCGCACCGCCUGUUCCCGACCGCGAGGUACAUUGCGAAGGGCGAUGACGACAUUUUCCUCCGUGUGCCGCUGUUUGUUGCUCACCUGCGCCUACUGCCGCGCCGAGGGAUCUACAUGGGCGUCCAUGCAGGAGAUUCAUUUUUGGUUAAGAAAUGUUUUCUACAUGUGGCGUUUAUUGUAGGAUAUUGCUACACCUUGUCGAGGGAUGUGGCGGAGGCGUUGGUGUCGUACGAACCGCUGCGCCGCCUGGCCUACUUGCCGUACAGCAAGGAACGUGAUGACGAAUUUGCACUGCUGGGGUUUUUGUACGAGGACGCCAUGGUUGGUUUGGUUCUUGAGAAGGAAGUGAAGUACCAGCCGAUGUUGUACGUCAAGGUGCUGGGUUGUCAUUUCCAUGACGCUCGCAAUGAAACGGGGCACUCGCAGGUGGUGCCGACCUCGAUUUGUGUCCAUCACGUGCUGGAGGACGACUACGCUGCACUGAUGGCGCGCUUCGGCAACGACACAUCGCCUGUCGCCCGUGUGGAACGUGUCUCCGACGACGUGAUAUACCCGUCGUGCGAUUGA
Molecule: messenger RNA, 1134 nt
Organism: Trypanosoma cruzi
Lineage: Eukaryota; Euglenozoa; Kinetoplastea; Trypanosomatida; Trypanosomatidae
Product: UDP-Gal or UDP-GlcNAc-dependent glycosyltransferase, putative
Exons: 1
Coding region: 1-1134 (377 amino acids)
Cellular component (GO): membrane
Molecular function (GO): hexosyltransferase activity
Source: RefSeq, a predicted model, not a curated record